UCUUAAUAUUAUAUCGCUCAAAUUUCACGACACUGUUUUCAAGUUGUACUUCCCUCUCGUGGCUUCACCUCCGCUGAACUACCCUGGUGUACUACUUAACGUUUAACCCUUACCGCUCUUGUGAACAAACAGUCUGAGUCCUGUCGCGGUCACGAUACCGUGUCUCCUUGCUCAAGCCGAGCAGUCUCCGUCCGGCGUUUGCUCAGCUGGUUCAUGUACAGAGCUCGUCCGUUGCAAAUCUCCUUACGCCAUCGCGUCUUCCGUGACCCGACAGCUGACCUGGGUAGCAUCAGUACGUAGAUCGCCUAUUGCCGACCGUACACAGACGUCGGGCUUCGAUAGGCCACUGGCAAGCUACUGAUGCUAUUUAUGAGGUCUGGCGGCAGCAGGGACGCGACCACAGACAUUCCGUGCAUUGCACACGAGCAUGGACGACCCACUCGCGCCCGCGCGGUCGAUCUGGGAAGGGAAUGGCUUGCCCGCCCAGGCUCUGUCUUCUUUGAGGUUGAGUCGGAACCCCGAUCCCGCAGUCAAUUCAUCCUUCAAGCUUGGGACUGCGGCGCAGACUGUGAUAGGCCUAUCCGGGCUUGGAGCGGCCCACUUCCAUAAGCUGAGGACAGGCGUCGACCAAGAAGUAUCCGUAGAUGCUCGACAUGCGGUCCUAGAGUUCAAGAGCGAGGCCUGGUACACGAUCAACGACUCGCUCCCGUCUGGCACUCUCUUCGAUCCGCUGGCCGGGCUCUACAAGACGAAAGACGACAGCUACGUCCGGCUGCACACCAAUUUCCCCCACCACCGCCAAGGCAUACUCGACAUCCUCAGAUGCGCGCCGACGCACGACGCCGUCGCCGCCGCGCUUCUCCAGUGGAGCGCCGUCGACUUCGAAACGGAGGCGUCCGCGCGCAAGAUGGUCGCGACCGCGCUGCGCUCGUUCGAUGAGUGGGACAGGCAUCCGCAAGGCCGCACACUCGCGGGCGCGCCACCCGUGCAGCUCGUCAAGAUCGGCGACGCGCCUCGGCGUGAGGUCAGAGGAGAUUACGCCCGACCCCUGGAAGGGAUCCGCGUGCUGGACUUUACGAGGGUCCUUGCAGGGCCCGUGUGCGGGAGAACGCUUGCUGCGCACGGGGCGGAUGUCCUUCUUAUCACCUCCACGAAGCUCCCUGCGUUGCCUCUCCUCGAUACGGAUACAUCUCGCGGGAAGCGCGCAACGCAGCUCGACCUCACCACACAGACAGAUCGCGCGAUACUUAGCGAUCUUGUCAAGGACGCCGACGUGUUCUUGCAGGCAUACCGCCCGGGCGGGCUGCAGAACAAGGGUUUCGGGCCUGAGGACGUCGCUACAGCGCGACCUGGGAUCGUGUACGCGAGCCUGACGGCGUAUGGGUGGGAAGGACCUUGGAAGGACCGUCGUGGAUUUGACUCACUAGUGCAGACCGCCUCCGGGUUCAACGUCGCGGAAGGGGAGGCUCAUGCCACGUUCUCCGCGGACGGCGCGGGACCAGCACCUCGCCCUCUCCCCAUGCAAGCUCUGGACCACGCCGCUGGAUUCCUCCUUGCCUUCGGGAUUAACGCGGCGCUCUGCAAGACCAUCACAGAGGGAGGCUCGUGGGAGGUUCGCGUCUCCCUCGCUGCCGUUGGCCAGUGGAUCCGCUCUCUGGGCCGUUUCAAUCCGGCGGUAGCAUUCGGCGAAGGCAGACCUUUACCUUCUCGGAGUCUACCAUGGCCAGAGGAGUUGCAGCUCCUCGCAGUUUCCCAUCUUCGCCACUCGGGAGACCACGCAACAGCUAAUGACAAGCAACCUGAGAGGAUCACCGCUAUCAGUCAUGCUGCGAAGCUAUCACAUACACCCGUAGAGGAAAGCGGCUCACCGAUAUCACUGAAUGCCCACAACCCUGCGUGGCUUCCUCGGCGCCAGUAGGACUUGCUUUGCCUAACCACUCAAUUGCAAGAUGCCCUGAUGAUUGCUCACACGCGUGCG
Messenger RNA from Rhodofomes roseus, 1978 nucleotides. Its product is annotated as CoA-transferase family III. The transcript has 7 exons. Bases 428 to 1918 code for a protein of 496 amino acids. Gene Ontology annotation, molecular function: catalytic activity. Lineage: Eukaryota; Fungi; Basidiomycota; Agaricomycetes; Polyporales; Fomitopsidaceae. The record is from RefSeq and is a predicted model, not a curated record.